Fraxinus pennsylvanica is the source of this 1620-nucleotide messenger RNA. The record is from the annotation of a GenBank genome assembly. Lineage: Eukaryota; Viridiplantae; Streptophyta; Magnoliopsida; Lamiales; Oleaceae.
AUGGACAAAGGAUGGUGUCUUACACUUGAAAAUUCUGAUCCUGUUGGGUUUUUCUCGAGCAAGCCAGAUUUCGGAUUCGAUUUGAGCUCAAGGUUAUAUGGUAAAGAGGGCAGCGGUACUAUGUUUCUGAACGGUAGAGAAGAACCGUCUGCUUCAUCUCCGGCAGAUGAGAAACGGGUGGUUUUAGGAGAAGUAGACUUCUUUUCCGACAAGUAUAGGCCUAUCAAGGAUAUGUCUGUCAAGAAGGAAGAUUCACACACCGCAAGGGAAUCGGAUGUUAACACUGGUUUGCAACUUGUUAUUGCUAACACUGGAAGUGAUCAAUCAACGGUUGACGAUGGGAUUUCAUUGGAUGUUGAAGAUAAGAGAGCAAAAAAUGAGCUAGCAAAAUUGAAAGUUGAGCUUGAAAGAAUGAAUGCUGAAAAUCAAAGGUUAAGAGGGAUGCUAAGCCAGGUGAGCAGCAAUUAUACUGCGUUGCAGAUGCAUCUUGUGGGAUUAAUGCAACAGCAGCAAAAUUCAACAGCGCAUGAUAGCACACAAGAACUUGAGAAUUUAGACAGAAAAUCUCUAGAGGAGAAACAAGAAAAUGGAAAGGCAACAGUUCCAAGACAAUUCUUGGAUUUAGGCCCUGCCAGUGAAAUUGAUGAGCCAACUAAUUCUUCAUCAGAAGAAAGAACGACAUCUGGAUCACAUCACAAAAAGAUUGGCCGUGCUGAGAGCCCAGAAUCUGAUAGUUGGGGUCCUAACAAGAUUCCCAAGUUGAAUCCCUCAAAACCAGUGGAUCAAUCCACGGAGGCUACCAUGAAGAAAGCUCGUGUUUCAGUUCGAGCCCGGUCAGAAGCUCCCAUGAUUUCUGAUGGAUGCCAAUGGAGAAAAUAUGGUCAAAAGAUGGCAAAAGGAAACCCAUGUCCACGAGCUUAUUAUCGUUGCACCAUGGCAGUCGGUUGUCCAGUGCGCAAACAAGUUCAAAGGUGUGCUGAGGACAGAACAAUCUUGACCACAACCUAUGAAGGAACACAUAAUCAUCCACUGCCUCCGGCCGCCACGGCCAUGGCGUCAACCACCUCAGCCGCUGCCAGUAUGCUUCUUUCAGGAUCUAUGUCUAGUGCAGAUGGUCUGAUGAAUCCCAAUUUUCUUGCAAGAACAACCCUUCCUUAUUCAUCAAAUAUUGCCACAAUUUCUGCCUCAGCUCCUUUUCCUACAGUCACUCUAGACCUAACUCACAGUCCAAAUCCAUUACAGUUCCAAAGAGUACCACCUACUCAAUACCAAUUCCCAUUCCCAGUCCCUCCUCAAAACUUUGUUUCAGUUACAACCCCGCAAAUGCCUCAGGUUUUUGGCCAAGCCCUGGUCAACCAAUCCAAAUUUUCAGGGCAUCAGAGUUCUCAGAAUAAUAUUGAACCAAUUCCGCCACCGCAGCACCACCAGUCCUUCGCCAACACUCUGAGCGCUGCCACUGCAGCAAUCACGGCUGAUCCCAAUUUCACUGCCGCCCUUGCCGCUGCCAUCACCUCCAUCAUGGGUGGUUCGCGACCGGACAGUGGUAACACUACCAACAACAACAACAACAACGUAAAUACAAGCACUAUCAACAAGUCCAGCAGUUUUCUAGGGAAUUAA